Messenger RNA from Trichoderma asperellum CBS 433.97, 802 nucleotides. Lineage: Eukaryota; Fungi; Ascomycota; Sordariomycetes; Hypocreales; Hypocreaceae. The record is from RefSeq and is a predicted model, not a curated record.
UUGCUUUCCAGCAGCAUUGGUGCCCAGGCACGCAGGCAACAGACUGCCUGAGCAUGCAUCUCCUCUCGUUACUAAUACCAUCUGGCCUUCUCACUGGCUCUCAUCAUGUUGGAAUAUUUAGGGUUGUGCGAGCCUCUUGUGGUGGCAAAUUGGAGACAAAAAACCCGCUCUGCUAUCGCACAGUCUUUCCCCCCCCCAGCGGUCCGCAGCUCCCAACACGGCUCGGUAUCAUGCAAGAAAAUAAACAGCACCUUUGUCUACGACCUCACAGCUGCACUUUGCAUGUAUAUCUCAGUGCUGACAAUGGGUGACGAUCUUGGCAUGGCAGUAUCAACAAGUAAUAGCAUCGCGCCCAUAUUAUUAGCUUUGGCCGGUGUAAGUGCUCGUGCCCGUGCGCGUUUCCCCUCAAGCAACGCCCAGGCUAGCGAACGGCCAAGCGGUCCCAGCACACCCACACCCCAUAAUUACAGGGCCUUUAGCGCCAACCAGCAGCCAACGUCGCCUAAAUUGGCUCCUCCACCCCGCUGAGCCAGCCUCUCUACCCACGUGUGUGGCCCAUCAAAGCCGCCAUUCCCCAUGUUUCCAUACACCUGCCGCUCCUGGCUCAAGUUCAAUCAGUCAAGCCCCAGAAGCAGAAGUUUCGGGGCCGGUGCGACGUAGGAAACACAGCAAGACCAGACCACAAGGCCGAAAUUCGCUCAGGCCGCUGCUCGCAACGUGGCGCUGGCCUUAGUCUGGCUGAAGCUUGACUUUUACCUCCUACCACAACCUCUGCAUCACAUCAUAUCCAAACACCAGAUUA